GUCAGGCAACCGCGGUAAACUUUCACGUGAUCCGCAGUCUGCAACAAUUGCUGCUUGCAAGACAGCCUAAGAGCUUCAAGCAGAUGUUCGCGCGUAUUGGCUCUUUACGCUGUAUUCAUCGGCCGGUCUGUACGAAGGCUUUUAGCAGCUCAAGUACAAAUUUAUGUUAAUGCGCGAAGAAGUCUUUGGGCACAGGCUCAGAGGAAUGGACGCUUGACAGGAAUAAGUGAAUGAACGAACGUAUACGAUCCAUCAUCAAUCAUUUCAACCUCUUCCUUUCUCACUUCACACAUCAGUCACAAUGGGUCGCGUUCGUACAAAAACCACAAAGCGUGCUUCGCGCGUCAUCAUCGAGCGUUACUACCCUCGUUUGUCAGCCGCUGACUUCCACACCAACAAGAGAACCAUUGAUGAAAUCGCCAUCAUCCCAAGCAAGCGUCUCCGUAACAAGAUUGCCGGUUACGUUACUUACUUGAUGAAGCGUAUUCAAAAGGGACCUGUCCGUGGUAUCAGUUUCAAAUUGCAAGAAGAAGAACGUGAACGUAAGGAUCAAUACGUUCCCGAAGUCUCUGCUUUGGACGUUUCCGCUUUGGGUGGUUUGGAAGUUGAUGCCGACACCAAGGAGAUGUUGAACGCUGCUGGCUUUGACCGUUUGCCAGUCUCCGUUUCCGGACCAGUUGCUGCUUUCCAACAACCCGAAAGACAAAGACGCAACGUUCCAGGUGCUGGUCGUCGUUAAAUCUAAUGUUCACAAUGUGCACGAAAUAGACAUUCAAAAGUCUUUAAGCCUCCAUCGUGAGCAGCUAUGCGUUUGAUCGUCAACAAACGAUCAAACGUGUAUGCAUGUAUGAUACACAAACGCCUCUCGCAUCUUCAUUCACAGACCAUACAAACAUACAUACGUGUCGGUUCACAAUGUGCACCUAUCACGAGUACACACACAUGUACACAUUUCACUAUAAGCAUCAUGCC
This is a messenger RNA of Meira miltonrushii, 972 nucleotides long. RefSeq names its product putative RPS17B-ribosomal protein S17.e.B. The transcript is spliced from 2 exons. The coding region runs from base 302 to 739 and encodes 145 amino acids. Gene Ontology annotation, cellular component: ribosome. Gene Ontology annotation, biological process: translation. Gene Ontology annotation, molecular function: structural constituent of ribosome. NCBI's taxonomy places the organism in Eukaryota, Fungi, Basidiomycota, Exobasidiomycetes, Exobasidiales, Brachybasidiaceae. The record is from RefSeq and is a predicted model, not a curated record.